This is a messenger RNA of Pyricularia oryzae 70-15, 1980 nucleotides long. RefSeq lists its product as uncharacterized. The coding region runs from base 1 to 1980 and encodes 659 amino acids. The transcript has 2 exons. NCBI's taxonomy places the organism in Eukaryota, Fungi, Ascomycota, Sordariomycetes, Magnaporthales, Pyriculariaceae. The record is from RefSeq and is a predicted model, not a curated record.
AUGGAUCCCCGCUUCGCCGCCACCCGGGACGACCUUUACAAUGUCCAGAUGGAGGUGAAGCAACUGCAGGUCACUCAACACAGCCAUGCUGAGAGGCUUAUGAGGGUAGAGAAGCGCCUGGCUGAGGACGCUGCGGUUAAAUCCGUAUGGGCAACGCCGCAGUUCCCGAGUGCCUUGAGUGGCACGCCCCAGCAUGGUCCUCUGCAAAUUUCGCACGCUGAUGUUUUCGACGACUUUGACGAGCACGGCCAGAAUCUGCUUGGCUCCCUGCACCUGGAUGCUGAGGACGAGCCGGUUCGGCGCGGCGCGGCAUCACGUGCCAACAGUGUCCGCUUUGAUGAGAGUGCGCUGCAGGCUUCCGGCUGGGGCCAGAGCACUCGCCAGGCGGGCGAUUUUGCCCCAAUCAGACCGACCAGUGGCUUCGGUAUGAUGGAGCGGUCCCUGUCACACAAGUCGGACGGAAGGCAUAGCUCUGCAGGCCACUCUGUCCAUUCUGUUCACUCAGUGGCGUCUGGCCGAGGUAGUAGUUUGGGCCACCUUGACACCAACUCGGUAUUCGGGGCACGGGAGGAGGAUUCGCCAGUUGAGAUACCUGAGCCGCCCCCUGGCUUAUUUGUCUUGGGAUCGGUACCCGCCAUUGUGAGGUGUUGGCUGACCGAAAACUUUGCCCACAACACUUUGCUAUAUGCCGACGUCUGCUCAGGGGCACAAAGAUCUACCUUGGAUUACUCUCUUGCCAAGGAGCUCGACCUGCUUAGCGAUAUUCAUAAAGGCGCGGAUGGCAUCAGUCGUUUGACACUCACGGUCUAUCUCGCCGAGGCUAUUGUUAGCCAGUCGAACUCGACACGGUCACCAGGUCCGGUGCCGCAUAUACCCAACAUGACGGUCAACUUUGAGAUAACGGGCCUAGACGUUCCUGAAAGCCCCGAGAGCAAGAAAUCGAUUCGCAUCUUCAUUGGAACCGACGCCCUCCGGGCCCACAGCGCCGAUCUCUUGUUCUCGCAGAACCUGAUGACAUUGUACAGCAGCAACCGGGACAAGCUAUCAGUUCCUUUCGUGAGGCCGGAGGAUGAUUCUCUGUUUCGUUUCUUGACCACGGUCAACAUCGUCCCUGAGAAACCUAAACUCAACGCCUCUGCGCCCGAGUUCGUUCUGGGCAACGGUGCGAAGUCUUCUCCUCCACGACAGCCCGCAGCUACCGUCAACCAGCAGCCGGCCGGGAAGGACAGCAAGUCGCAAGACGGCCUUCACGGACAAAGGUCCAUGUCGCCGCUCGCACUUCCUCCCUAUCAGCAGCAAAGAGAUGUUACUGGGUCCAGCACACAUUCUGAAAGUGGCGCAGAGAGCGAACAACCGUCUACCAAGGGAAGGAGCACCAGCAGUGGCAAGGACGAGCCAUCGCUAUCGUCCUCGGACACCAACCACAACACUCGCCGUUCAACUACAGAGUCUACACCGGGCAUAUGGGGUUCUUGGCGACAGGGAGCGGCCGCCGUCAAUGGAAGCGGAGGUGAUGGAGCCGCAGCUCAGCGUGGGGAGAAUGGGUUGAGCGGCUACCAACCAGCCGGGCGCAGCCGUAUGAAGGUCCUGAAGCCCAGCAAGUCGGCUGCUGGUGGCGGCAAUACGACGUCUUCAUCCACCCGAACAGGCCAAUCCUACGAACCACCGCCGCAGACAUCGUCACGAAGCAGCGGCGAGCACCGGCGGAAGAGCGCUGCUGCUGCUGCUGCUUCUGGUGCGACGAGCGCUACCGAGAAUACGUCGAUGACUAGCAGCACCCACACAGUUCGCUGGGAGAAGCGCAGCAUCAGUGGGAGCAUCUCGAGUUUCAAAGACGGGAAGCUCGGUGGUGCGGUUAACUCUGAGUCUCGGAGCUCGUCAGCCACGCUGCCGAGGUCAGCGAACCCUGUCGGCGGCGCAUCGGCCUUUUCGUGGAUGACUCCGGCGCCCAAACCCAAGACUCCAGCGGUUGGCGAGUGA